Messenger RNA from Zychaea mexicana, 1865 nucleotides. RefSeq names its product general substrate transporter. Gene Ontology annotation, molecular function: carbohydrate:proton symporter activity. Gene Ontology annotation, biological process: transmembrane transport; carbohydrate transport. Gene Ontology annotation, cellular component: membrane. The transcript has 9 exons. NCBI's taxonomy places the organism in Eukaryota, Fungi, Mucoromycota, Mucoromycetes, Mucorales, Lichtheimiaceae. The record is from RefSeq and is a predicted model, not a curated record. Bases 63 to 1595 code for a protein of 510 amino acids.
AACGGGGCAUCGGGCCCCCCUGUCACCUGCUCUUUCUCUUACCUCCACACAACACCGUCGAAAUGAGCGAAGAUCUAAAGAUUCUUCCAAAGACCAGCUGGAAAGUCUACCUGGCCGUAGUGUUUGCUUCUAUUGGUGGUUUCCUAUUUGGUUAUGAUCAAGGUGUCAUGAGUGGCAUUCUUGUGAUGCCGUACUGGAUUCAUUAUUUCAACGAUCCUGAUGAUGUGCGCCGUGGUUUUAUUACAAGUAUCCUAUUGCUUGGUGCUUUUGCUGGUGCCCUCUUUGCCGGUCCUCUUUCCGAGCGCAUUGGUAGAAAGAUCAGCAUCAUGGUCGGAACAGUCAUCUUUUGGCUUGGUACAUCGAUGCAAACAGGUGCAACCAGCGACGGUCUCCUUUUGGCUGGCCGUUUUAUUCAGGGUAUUAGUGUCGGCAUCUACAGCACCAACAUUACCGUCUACCAAAGUGAGUUGAGCCCUCCUCAUCUCCGCGGUCGUGCCGUCAGUCUUCAGCAGUUCAGUAUCGUAUUUGGUAUCAUGGUCGCAUUCUGGAUUGGUUAUGGCUGUGCUUACAUUCAAAGCGACGCAUCGUGGCGAAUUCCCCUCGGUCUACAGCUCGCUCCCAGUGUUCUUCUGUUCUGCGGUUGCUUCUUCCUCCCCUACUCCCCUCGUUGGCUUUGCAGCCGUGGUCGCUACGAUGAGGCUCUUCAUACCCUUGCGAGGUUGCACUCCAAUGGUGACAUUGAUGAUCCCUAUGUCCGUCAAGAAUACGACGAGAUCAUGGAGCAAAUCAAGUUCGAAGAUGAAAAAGCCGUCAAGUCCUACGCUGAGCUUUUCCGCAACCGUUCAAUCCGCAAGCGUGUUAUUCUUGGUAUGGGAAUCCAAACCAUGCAGCAGUGGAUCGGUAUCAAUGCCGUGCUUUACUAUGCCCCCUUCAUUUUCCGCUCCGCUGGCAUGACUGGCACUUUGCCCUCCUUACUUGCUACUGGUGUCAAUGGCAUUGUAUGUGUCGUUUGCACAAUCCCUGCCAUUUUGUUCGUUGACAAGUGGGGUCGUCGUAACACCCUGCUUGCUGGUGGUGCCGGUAUGGGUGGUUCCAUGUUGAUCGCUGGUUCUUUGCUCAAGGUCUAUCCCUACGUCGAAGGUGGCGACAACAACACCAGUGCCCAGUACGGCGCUGUCGCCAUGAUGUUUAUCUUUAGCGCUUCGUUCUCAUUCUCUUGGGGACCUAUUGCUUGGAUUUACCCUGCCGAGAUUUUCCCUACUCGUGCUCGUGCCAAGGGUGCUUCACUGGCAACCGCAAGCAACUAUAUCUUCAACUUUGUUAUUGGCCAAAUUACUCCAAUCAUGAUUGAAAAUAUUGCCUUCGGCACCUACAUGUUCUUCUUUGCUACCAACGUUAUCUGCGGUUUGAUCGUAUUCUUUUUCUAUCCUGAAACCAAGAAUCGAUCUCUUGAAGAGAUGGAAAUUCUCUUUGGCGGUGAUGAAGCUGACGCAAUUCAGACUGUUGCUGCUCGCAAGUACGAUGGUGCUAACCUCGAGCAAACUGAAAAGCAUCAAGUUGCUGACGACGGCCAUUCGUCAAUCGAAAAAUCUUAAUUUCAAUUUCCCCACAACUCCCCUCCUCCUACUCCGCUUACUUCUUCCCAUUCUCAAUAUCUAACUUCUUUUUCUUUCUUUUUUGAAAUUACAAUUUCUCUAAAGGAUUGUAUAUCUUAGUAGUAAUUACACACACACACACACACACAUACACAUAUUUUGCUGUGGUUCCUGUUAUUAGAAGCUAUCAUUUCUCUACUUCCCCCUCUUGUAUUAUGUGACCACCAAUGAUAAUUAAUAAUUACAUCUAUCAUAAUAAAAAUUCAUGAU